UGUUUGUUUCCUCCUGCAGCCCAAUUCAGAGCCUCCUCAGCUGGAGAAGAAGAAGAAGGAGGAAGAGUGGUGGUGCGUUCACUGACCUCCAUCUUCCUUCACCAGGAGUAAAUGUGAGGCUGACGGAGGAUUCUUCUCACUUCGACUCUCUGAGCAGAAUCAUGUCAUCGUAGCUCCGCCUCCUGCUCUGAUUGGUUGGAGACUCCGGUCCGAUGUCGCGGCACAGUAAGCUGCAGAAGCAGGUCCUGGUCCUGUACCAGUUCCUCAGAGCCGUCGGGACAAACCGGGGCUUCAUCCCCCGGAUCCGGGACGAGUUCAGGGAGAGCCGGAUCAAGCGGACGGACGUGAUGCACAUCGAGUAUCUGUACCGACGAGGCCAGAGGCAGCUGGAGCAGCUGAGGGACGCCAACACCAAGCAGCUGGCUCCUCUCCAAAGCCAAGGACCAGGACUGAGACCGGCAGAUCUCCAACAGCACACCUCACAGACUCCAUCCAUGACGCUCAUGUUCAGUUGUAGGAAUAAAAUAUUCUGAAAGUCA
Molecule: messenger RNA, 539 nt
Organism: Acanthochromis polyacanthus (spiny chromis)
Lineage: Eukaryota; Metazoa; Chordata; Actinopteri; Pomacentridae
Gene: sdhaf1
Product: succinate dehydrogenase complex assembly factor 1
Biological process (GO): mitochondrial respiratory chain complex II assembly
Cellular component (GO): mitochondrion
Source: RefSeq, a predicted model, not a curated record